Messenger RNA from [Torrubiella] hemipterigena, 564 nucleotides. NCBI's taxonomy places the organism in Eukaryota, Fungi, Ascomycota, Sordariomycetes, Hypocreales, Clavicipitaceae. The record is from the annotation of a GenBank genome assembly.
AUGGAAGCUACUGUUGAUUUCUCAGCCACCAUAAGUCCAUGGACCAAGGACAACUCUGCGUUUGUGGAAGAGGUCGAGAAGCAGAUUCUCAUGGAUGAGUAUCUCGUGGGGUUCUCUGAUAAGGAUCUGUGGCCGAAGCUCCAAGGGUUACAAGCCGCCAUCGCGACAACAGCUGAGACAGUGGCGGCGGCAGCAAAGUCAGAGUAUAACAUGGAGAAUGCCGGAUUCUGGAGACUGGGCAAGAAUUGGACAGCGACGGAUGAAUUCUCCAAGUACUUUGAUAAGGACGGCCGCCUUCGGGGCAUUUGCACAACGUCAAAGUACGAAAUCGAGACCAAUCCUGAAAAGGAGCUGCAAUACUGGCUUCCGUACUAUUACCAAACCUUGAAGCUGACGUACGACCCUCACGAAUGGCGCGAAUCCUCGGAUCUUUUGACACUGGCCAUGUGUGCACGGCUUCUCUGUCAAUUCUCAACAAAGUACAACGCCAGGUACUCAUGUAACCUAUAUACAUUGGAUCUGGCAUUUUAUACAUUUUGCGGAUAUUUCAUUGAAUGUUUUUAG